AUGUUAUUCUGCCCCCUGGAUGGUACUCUACUCCAGGUUCGACCUGGACCCAACAGCCACUUUUACUGUUCGACGUGUCCCUAUUCGAGUUCUAUUACGACUCCUCGUACCCUCAAGACGUAUCCGAAACGAAAGGUAGUCGACGAUAUUCUCGGAGGAGCAACGGCCUGGGAAAAUGUGGACCGUACCAUGGCGGUUUGUCCCACUUGCGGACACAAUGAAGCUUACUUUUUGCAAAUGCAGAUUCGAAGUGCGGAUGAGCCCAUGAGUGUCUUUUACAAAUGUACUAAGUGCAAUCACCAAUGGAAUGACAAGUAA
Messenger RNA from Seminavis robusta, 318 nucleotides. The record is from the annotation of a GenBank genome assembly. NCBI's taxonomy places the organism in Eukaryota, Bacillariophyta, Bacillariophyceae, Naviculales, Naviculaceae.